Molecule: messenger RNA, 5340 nt
Organism: Silurus meridionalis
Lineage: Eukaryota; Metazoa; Chordata; Actinopteri; Siluriformes; Siluridae
Gene: kdm5ba
Product: lysine (K)-specific demethylase 5Ba
Exons: 28
Coding region: 329-4750 (1473 amino acids)
Biological process (GO): chromatin remodeling
Cellular component (GO): nucleus
Molecular function (GO): histone demethylase activity; DNA binding
Source: RefSeq, a predicted model, not a curated record
ACUUUUAAGUCCACGGAUUCACACGAGACAAAAUAUACCGCACGAAACAUGAAUAUAAAAUAAAUUGUAAUCGUUAUUAAUGACAACAGGCAGUCUUGUUUAAUUUGCAUGUUUGCACGGGAGUGUUUCCUCCUGUAGGCCGGGUGUGCAGCUGGGCGGCACCGUUUCCGUGUUGACGUGCGCUACGUGCAAACAGAUGCGGUGUGAAUGGAAAGACGCGGCGAUGGCCAUUUCAUCGCUAGAAAUACGUUCAAACAACCGAUUUCUAGUUUAGAUCAGAACUGAUGCAACACUUUGUUCCUUACAGUUAUCACAUGCCAAAGCUUGGAUGCAGUUGCCCAGAAUGACCCAACCUCGACCCAACGAGUUUAUACCACCGCCGGAAUGUCCUGUGUUUGAGCCUAGUUGGGAAGAAUUCGACGACCCGUUUGCGUUUAUCAACAAAAUACGUCCAAUUGCAGAAAAGACUGGUAUUUGUAAGAUCAGACCGCCGCAGGGGUGGCAACCACCAUUUGCCUGUGAUGUGGACCGAUUGCAUUUCACCCCACGUGUACAGAGGCUCAAUGAAUUGGAGGCUCAAACUAGAGUCAAACUCAAUUUUCUGGACCAGAUAGCCAAGUUUUGGGAGUUACAAGGCUGCACUUUGAAAAUCCCUCAUGUGGAGCGCAAAUCUCUUGACUUGUAUCAGCUCUACACGUUAGUGAUUGAGGAGGGAUGUUUUGACACAGUCUGCAGGGAGCGGAAAUGGACCCAGAUUGCUCUGAGGAUGGGUUUUGCCCCUGGCAAGGCUGUUGGAUCUCACUUGCGUUCCCACUAUGAGAGGAUUCUCUACCCAUACUACCUUUUCCAGACAGGGGCCAACCUUGUGAACUCACAGAAACCCACUCUUACAAAUGAUACCAAAGAUAAGAUAUAUAAAUCUCAUGACUUGCCCCAGCGACAGUCUGUGCAGCCUGUGGAAACCUCUACCAUUGCUCGCAGAGCCAAGCGGUCUAAAAUCUCUUUAAAGGGUCGCUGUUCCAAAAAUGAGCAAGAGGAAGAGUGCAAGAACAGACCCAAUCUGAGAAGGAGAAUGGGUUCUUAUGUGGCAAAACCAGACGAAGUGAAAAGCUUUCCAGUCCAGGUAAAACAGGAGCCUAUGGAACAAGUUGAAACAAUGCCUAAUGGAGAAAAAUCAAAGGUGGAACAAUACAUGUGUUUGGUUUGUGGAGGAGGCGGCGAUGAGGACAAGCUGUUGCUGUGUGAUGGCUGUGAUGAUAGCUACCACACAUUCUGUCUUAUCCCACCACUCCAUGAUGUCCCCAAAGGAGACUGGAGAUGUCCCAAGUGCCUGGCGCAGGAGUGUGGUAAGCCUCAGGUUGCGUUUGGUUUCGAGCAGGCAUCCAGAGACUACACACUCCGCUCCUUUGGCGAUAUGGCAGACUCUUUCAAGUCAGACUACUUCAACAUGCCUGUGCAUAUGGUCCCCACUGAGCUGGUUGAGAAGGAAUUUUGGCGUUUGGUUAACACAAUCGAGGAAGAUGUCACAGUGGAGUAUGGGGCAGAUAUUGCCUCAAAGGACUAUGGCAGUGGCUUUCCUGUCAGGAAUGGCUCUUUUAAAGUCACGUCUGAUGAUGAGCAUUACCUCAACUGUGGCUGGAACCUGAACAACAUGCCAGUGCUGGAUGCAUCUGUGCUAACUCACAUCACUGCUGACAUAUGUGGAAUGAAGCUGCCCUGGCUCUAUGUGGGCAUGUGUUUCUCCUCUUUCUGUUGGCAUAUUGAGGAUCAUUGGAGCUAUUCUGUAAACUAUUUGCACUGGGGAGAACCAAAGACAUGGUAUGGUGCUCCUGGAUUUGCUGCAGAACAGUUGGAAGCAGUGAUGAAGAAGCUUGCCCCUGAGCUCUUUGAGUCCCAGCCAGAUUUGCUCCAUCAGUUGGUCACAAUCAUGAACCCCAAUUUACUAAUGGAGUAUGGAGUCCCGAUUUACCGCACAAACCAGUGUGCUGGCGAAUUUGUUAUAACCUUCCCCAGAGCGUAUCACAGUGGAUUUAAUCAGGGCUUUAACUUUGCUGAGGCUGUUAACUUCUGCACGGUGGACUGGAUGCCACUUGGUCGACAGUGUGUAGAGCAUUACCGCUCAUUAAACAGAUACUGUGUUUUCUCCCAUGAUGAGAUGAUUUGUAAUAUUGCAGCCAAGGCAAACAGCCUGGACCUGGAACUGGCCUCUGCUAUACAAAAGGAUAUGCGUGUUAUGAUUCAAGAAGAGAAAGAACUGCGAGAAAAAGCCUACAAGCUGGGGGUGUGGCACUCCCAGCAAGUGGAUUAUGAUGAGCAGCCAGAUGAAGAGAGGCAGUGUUCUAAAUGCAGGACCACAUGUUACCUAUCUGCAAUUACCUGUCCCUGCAGUCCUGGCCAGCUGGUGUGUCUACACCACAUUGAGGACUUCUGCUCCUGUGCCCCCAACCAUUAUACACUGAAUUAUAAGUAUACCUUGGGCACAUUGAACCAAAUGUUCAAGGCUUUGGCAACACAUGCUGAGUCAUACAGUGACUGGGCUUCUAAAGUUAACAAAAUUUUAAAGGCUGACCAAGACAAUAAAAGUGACUUGGAGGAACUUCGUGCAUUGAUUGUGGAGGCAGAGAAGAUGAUUUAUCCUGAGCUGGAUUUGCUAUUCCAUUUAAAACAGACUGUCAAUGAAGCAGAAAAGAGUGCCUUAAUGGCCCAGCAGCUACUCAACGGGAAGAGACAGACCAGGUAUCGCUCGGGUGGUGGGAAAUCUCAGAAACAUCUCACUGUAGAGGAGUUGAGGUUAUUUGUACAGCAGCUAUAUGACCUGCCCUGCACCAUUAGACAGGCCCCUUUUCUCAAGGCUCUGCUCAGCCGAGUCAGGCAGUUCCAAGAAGAGAGUUCAGAUCUCCUGGCUAUAGAGAUGCCCGGCUCUUCAGCCCUGCAAGCUGCCCUGGAUGAAGGCUCAGGCUUAGAGGUAGACUUGCCAGAGCUUGAUGUGCUCAGGCAGCGACUGGAGCAAGCACGCUGGGUUGAAGCAGUACAACUGGCCAGCACCGAGCCUACCAGCCUCACCCUGGAACUUAUGAGAAAAUUAAUAGACCAGGGAGUGGGUUUGGAGCCUCAUGCCUGUGUGGAGAGGACCAUGGCCCACCUACAAGAGCUGCUCACUGUGUGUGAGCAGUGUGAGGAGAAGGCACACAGAAUGCUUGUGUCCAGACCUUGCCAGAAUAUAGAGACAUUGGAGAAAAUGCUGCUGGAAGUAAGUAGUAUCCAGGCUUACCUGCCAAACUGUCUCCAACUGCAAGACUCAGUCCUCAGGGCCAGAGAGUGGAUCCAGGAGGCAGAAGCUUUACAGCUCGGAGGGCGUGUUCCUGGUUUUUCCUCCUUAAAUGAGCUGAUCUUAAAAGCUAAAGGCAUCCCUGUCCUCCUGGAGCCUUUGGCACGGCUAGAAAGCCUUGUGUUUGAGGUGCAGGCCUGGAAGGAGAGUGCAGCAAAAAUGUUUUUGUUGAAGUACUCCUCUCUUUCCCUUCUGGAGGUACUGUGCCCCAGAUGGGAUUCAGGAUGUCAGAAAUCAAAGUCAAAAAGAGUGAAAGAUGUUCAUCCAGCUGUUAAAAAAACUGGCAUGAAACUAAACAGUCUUGGUGAUGUGGAAAGAGUGCUCUCUGAAAGCAAAGACACAUCUUUAGCAAUGGCUACUCUUUGUGAGGUACGCUUGAAGGAAAUGGAGAACCUGAAUACCUUAAGGACCGUAAACAAUGCAAAGUUUUUGCCCACAAACAGCUUGGCUCCUACAGUCUGCCUAUGUCAUACAGUGCCAGCAGGCCCCAUGCUCCAGUGUGAACUCUGUCUUGAUGCUUACCAUAGUGGUUGUGUGCCAGGGUACCAGGAUACACAGGCUGGGCAUCCUUGGCUGUGCCCACUGUGCAUCCGAACUGAAAAACCACCUUUGGACAAGGUGCUGCCCCUGCUUGCUUCUCUCCAACGUAUUCGAGUACGACUCCCAGAGGGUGACGCGCUUCGUUUUAUGAUUGAGAGGACAGUGCGCUGGCAGCACAGAGUACAACAGAUAAGACCUUUCUCUGGAAAACCUUCUCAAUCCCUGGAUGGGACAAGCGGGUAUUUCUACAUGCAGCAUUCAAGCAUUCCUCUGAGUGUUCUUAGUCCUGAAAUAGAAGAGCUGCUUGUGGAAGGACUUCUUCUACAGGUAACCUUGCCUGAGCUGCAGCAUUUCUACCAGGGGUUGCUCAGCAGAUUCUGUCCCUCACAUUCCAUACAGAGCAGUGAUCAUGAUCACCAGUACCACAUUGCACAGGACAGUAGCCUGAAUUACAAAAGCUCACCGCAAGGAAAGGUCCAGGAUUUAGCUUUAGUUGUGCAAAAGGAUGCUGAGAAGCCAGAUAAGAACUCCAAGAGGCACUUGGAGAAAGAGACCUUGGAUAUGCUGGACAAAGACACUGUUAAGAAGCCCAAGAAAAAGAAGAUUAGGACAAACAAGCAGAGGAUACAUGAGAAAAGAACAAUCUGCUCAUCUGGUUUAAACUCAGACUCACCUUCUUCAGAAGACUCUGAGGAGGACUGGUCCAUAUGCUCAGCAAAGCAAUGUCAACAGCCAGAGGGAAAUGAGGUAAACUGGGUUCAGUGUGAUGGCAACUGUAACCAGUGGUUCCACCAGAUUUGUGUGGGUGUGUCUGCUGAGCAGGCAGAGAAGGAAGACUAUGUUUGCACCAACUGCUUGAUAAAAAAUCAUUUGACAAAUUAAGGACCAAAUCUCUUUUGGAUAAACAAAAGUUAGAUCACCGUGUAUGUACCAGAUCUUUCUCCUGGCCUUCAGAAGUCCCAAUCAGUUCUUUUUGUUAUGUUCUGCACUAUAGGACUGAACCAAAACAAUUAUUCUAUUUUUAAUGGCCUUUUUCAUCUUGCCUAGAGGACAGGAUGCAAAGAUGUACCUCAGGUGUUUCUGUUCCAUAAAUAUAAGGCAGAUGGACAUCCAUUUCCCCAAAUGGAAAGUUGGAUGAGGAUGUUACCUCCUAACAUGCUAAUAAUUCUUUCCACUUGACUCCAGGGCUGUCUUUCACCAAACUAGAUUAAUUAGUCUAAAAUGGAAAGCUAUGAAUUUAUUUUUUAAAAACGUAUUUGGUAAAUGUCUAGUAUGCUUGUUAUUUAUUUAUCCCAGCAAUAAAUAAGCUGGUUAACUGAUUUUUUUUUUCUGCUUUGAUCGCUUUCUUCCAUUAGCGAUGGUUGUAUAAAAUCCUGAUUUAGCUUGUCCAAUUGUUGUAGCAGACCGAAGUGUGAAAGUUUUGUGACCUUUGCUGUUUAUUUUCUUUAUAAAUAAACAAUAACAGAUGUUCA